This is a messenger RNA of Babesia sp. Xinjiang, 2646 nucleotides long. RefSeq names its product putative ABC transporter ATP-binding protein YheS (gene yheS). Gene Ontology annotation, molecular function: ATP hydrolysis activity; ATP binding. The transcript has a single exon. The coding region runs from base 1 to 2646 and encodes 881 amino acids. Lineage: Eukaryota; Apicomplexa; Aconoidasida; Piroplasmida; Babesiidae. The record is from RefSeq and is a predicted model, not a curated record.
AUGUUACUUCUUGCGUCGUUUAUAUCGUUAGACACACCUAUUAUUUGGAUACUUUUUUGCGGGUUGUUUUCCGAUACACAAUCUUUAGCGUUGCUUCCUAAACCUCUUUGCAACAUUUGGUUUUGCAGAGGUCGCAGAGAAUCCACUAAACAACAAGCAUUUUGUUAUUCCACCUCGCCGUCACUGACGAAUAACUUCACACCAGUGGAUUUAUUUAAGUCUGCUGACGAAGCCCAUCCAAAAAGUGAAAUUACCACUAGCGAACCGAGAAAAAGGGAAAUCGAUCGUAACCUAGCGCUUUGUCGACCAAAAAUUGAUCAUAAUAUCGCAAAAACUUUCAAACCUUCAAAAGAAUGCGGAAGAGUUAUAGAGGUUAAUAACUUAACAAUAUGGGUUGGGAGCCGUGUUUUAUUUGACAAUGUAAAUUUCCGGGUCCAUAAAGGGGAAUGCAUCGGCAUCGUUGGUAAUAAUGGCAACGGCAAAAGCAGUUUGUUGGACGCCGUAUACAACAGACUUAGCGGCAUCGAUACCCCAACUACAGCUUUAUCUGCAUCCAUGGACAUCAAAAAAUGGCUUCCUGAAUUGCCACGUACCAGUGCGAGACAGUUAGAAACGUAUCAAAUGCUCUACUACAUGCGAAAGCGAGGUCACAGUUUGAAUGAUCUAUCACAUAUGCAGUUAGAUGAAAUUAUUGCUUCAGGUGACUAUUCUCGUUUUUUGAAUUUCGAAAGCAUUUUCACAGCAGACACAUCGCUUUACAGCCACGUGGCAUACAUGCGACAGAACUAUGUGUUGAAAUUGGAUGAUUCUAUGUUAGUAGAGAAGAUAAUAAAGGAUACACACACUGCCUGCCGUACACGUAUUUCUAUCAUACAAGAGAUUGAAGACCAUCUGGACCAUCUCAACUAUAUCGCUAGUGGCACGAUUGCUGCUGGUAUCCACAUUCUGGAAGGGAAGGAUGCUGAUGCAAUAAAGAAGGCUGAAUGGGCCAAACGAAUACUAACGGUAUACAAUAGUGACAGCCAAUUUGUGCGUGAGAUGUCUAGGGAUUUGGACAUCAAGAUCACUCAUCUCAUAGAAAUGUUUGGCAUGAGGGACAUGCUGACUUUGAGAGUAGGCGAGCUGAGUGGCGGUUUAAAGAUGCGAUUAUGCUUAUUGAUACACCUGAUAAAUAGACCUCAACUGCUAUUUUUGGACGAACCAACGAAUAACUUGGAUAUGGAAUCCGUAACGUUCCUUUCCACUAUAAUUAAACGUCUUAUUAAAACGACUGGGUUGUCAGUCCUCCUCAUUAGUCACAAUCUCCAUUUUCUCAACACAUUGUGCAGUUCUAUCCUCCACGUACCUGGUGACGGUACGUUGUCAUUAUAUACGGGGGACUUCGACAAAUUUGUGGAAAAGGGUUCAAGUCUGCUGCAGGGUAGAAAGUCGCGAUUACAGCACCUGGAAGCUAACUUGAAGAAAUUACAGCAGCAAUAUCAUGUACAGUUAGAAUCCACAAAAGGGUCACAGAAACAAAAAAAAGUUUCGCUUUCGCAAAAACGACAGUUGAUAGAGGAGACUGAGGAUAUGGUAGAGAGAGUAAGGGGUGCUCAAAAAAGUUCUUAUAGUGAUGCGUACGAGCGCUGCUUAUUGUUGAAUACGCCUUAUGCAAACACAGAUCAAUUUAUGCAUCUCCCACUGCUCAAAAGAGGCACAUUUGUCUUCCCCGAUAAGCCGGCGUUCACUCUCCAAAACCUUAAGCUGUGCAAUAAGGCGAAUGAGGCGUUACUUUCCAAUGUGUCAUUGACUAUUCAUAAUGGAGAUCGAGUCCUUCUGUUGGGUAAUAAUGGUUCGGGAAAGUCCACCCUGCUAUCACUGCUUAAUGCAGUGGCGCAUGCCUCAAAUACAGGUAUUGAAGACGUUAAUAUAGUAUUGAACGGGCAAUCGCACUUUCGUGUAGAAAGCGGCUACUGUAAAGGCAAAAAAAAUACCAGUGUUAACACCUUCUCACAGAACUGUAGCGACCUGCUAAGGUCUACUUUAUCAGUUGAAACUUUGGCCAUGAACUUUGCAGGUGUAGAUGCGUCGAGGAGUGAACAACUGACAAAAUAUCUGUCUGCCUUCCACUUACAAGAGUUCAUGGACGUUAAUGUUUGCGAUUUGUCAUUUGGUGAGCGAUCGCGACUACUACUAGCCUUGCAGUUUAUCCGCGACUCAGCGUUUGUUUUCUUAGAUGAGCCCAGCAAUCACCUGGACGUCUAUAUGCAAAAGAAGCUGUCACACCUUCUCAACAAGGUGUACACUAAAGGCGGUGUGGUUGUCGCAACACACGAUUUGCAACUGCUACAGAGCCUCGAACGUGUAACUACAGUGAUUUACAUUCACGAGCGCGACAAAGUUUACGUGUUCAACGGCGAAUUUAAGGAUGCGUACCAUCGGCUAAAAACAGACAAGCCGGAUGUGUCGCACGACGCAAUGGGUGCUUUCUUGGAGGGUUGCAAACGGUCUUACCCGCGCGAUCCAUUCCCUCAUGCUACCCGCCCAAACUCGAUGCCGGAGGGUGAGGAUUCCAAGCAAAAAAGAUCGAAAAGUCAAAAACAUGACAGUAGAAGUUCGUACACACCCCGUAGGGGAAAGAUUAAAAAUGCGAAACGUUACACCUAG